CUCCUCCUUCCAAUGGCUUCUUAGGCUGUCGUCUUUCCUUCGCCAAUGCUAGUGCUCCCCAAUUUCCCAAUUCACGUUCCUCAUACAUACUCAUCAAAAUAAUGAUCCAAAUUUUCGUUGCUUUUAAGCCAGGGGACUUGGGAUUUUAAGAAACAAACGGUAGCUUUAACGAAGAAAAUUCUGUGUUAUUGCUUCGCCGACAUGGGUGCCUGCGUUUCCACGCCGGAGGGCUGUGUCAGAGCCAAAUUUAAGAAGUCUUCCAAGAAGAAGAACCGCCGGAGAAGGAGGAAAGCUUCCAAAACCACGGCAAUUUCUACCCUCUCCGAUGGAUCGCGCCGCUCCAAUCCGAUUGAUCAUCGCUCCUUUUCCAAUCCCACUUUCCAAGCUGGAAGUUUUGAUGAGGCCUGGUUUGAUACAGUUGCAAAAUUUGAAUCGGAUUGCGAUGAAGAUUACCAAAGUGUUCCUGAAGACAUACAGUCAAUUAAUAGCUUUGAAGGUGCAUCAACGUCAAGCGUUUCGUCUUCUGGAGAUGCUAAUCAUGGAGAUCUUCAUGUGAAUCGACAUAGCGCGACCACGGAUCAGAUUCAUAGACCAGGAAAUUCAGGAAGAGUACAUUCUGUGAGUCAAGUUGCAAGGGAUUCACAUUCUCAGGCAAUGAAUCCAGAUGAUGCAGAACCCCAACUUAAGGGUUAUGGACACUCGAGCAAGGCGAACGAACCAGUAUUCGUCGACGAGAUCUCCUCCACUGCUGGUGAAAGCUCUGCCAAAGACGUUGGAGUAUUGGAUAAUUGUGGGAUUUUACCAAGCAACUGCUUGCCUUGUCUUGCAUCAACAAUGAACUCUGUUGAAAAGAGAAAAUCACCAAGUUCUAGUCCUCCAAGUGGACUGAAAAAGGCAACCUUGAAACUGUCGUUCAAAUGGAAAGAAGGAAACCCCAAUGCUGCUUUAUUUUCGUCGAAAGCGCUUCUACGAAGACCUAUAGCAGGUUCUCAAGUACCCUUUUGCCCAGCUGAAAAGAAAAUGCUAGAUUGUUGGUCAUAUAUUGAGCCAGAUAGUUUUAAAGUUCGGGGAGUAAACUAUGCAAAGGACAAGAAGAAAGAGUUUGCUCCCAGUCAUGCUGCUUACUGUCCAUUUGGAGUUGAUGUGUUCUUGUCCCAUCGGAAAGUGGAUCACAUCGCUCGAUUUGUCGAACUUCCUGUGGCUAAUUAUUCUGGAAAACUUCCACCUAUCCUUGUCGUGAAUGUUCAGAUUCCAUUGUAUCCUGCAGCAAUUUUUCAUGGAGAUACCGAUGGAGAAGGGAUGAGUAUCGUCUUGUACUUUAAGCUUUCUGAUACAUAUGCCAAGGAACUUACAUCUCAUUUUCAAGAAAAUAUCAGGAAGCUGAUUGAUGAUGAAGUUGAAAAGGUGAAGGGUUUUCCAGUAGACACUGUAGUACCCUUUAGGGAAAGAUUGAAAAUUUUGGGGCGAGUUGCAAACGUGGAGGAUCUUUCAAUGAGCACUGCACAGCGGAAGCUUAUGCAGGCUUACAAUGAAAAGCCCGUCCUCUCGCGUCCCCAACAUGAAUUUUACUCGGGAGAAAACUACUUGGAAAUCGACUUGGAUAUGCACAGAUUUAGUUACAUAUCAAGGAAAGGUUUUGAAGCGUUUCUUGAUAGACUCAAGUGCUGUAUUUUGGAUGUUGGCCUCACAAUUCAGGGGAACAAAUCUGAAGAACUGCCAGAGGAGAUCUUAUGUUGUAUUAGACUAAACGGAAUUGAUUAUGUAAAUUACCAGCAGUUGGGGAUGGGUCAAGAGAUCCUGUAAACUAAGACGGUUUCUGUGCACAGCCAGCUUCAACCAAUUUCCAUAGAAAAUAACAAUAACACCGUACAGCCUGUUAUAAUGCUCA
Cucurbita moschata (crookneck pumpkin) is the source of this 1888-nucleotide messenger RNA. RefSeq lists its product as uncharacterized. The transcript has 9 exons. The record is from RefSeq and is a predicted model, not a curated record. Lineage: Eukaryota; Viridiplantae; Streptophyta; Magnoliopsida; Cucurbitales; Cucurbitaceae. Bases 202 to 1803 code for a protein of 533 amino acids.